Adineta steineri is the source of this 1329-nucleotide messenger RNA. Lineage: Eukaryota; Metazoa; Rotifera; Eurotatoria; Adinetida; Adinetidae. The record is from the annotation of a GenBank genome assembly.
AUGAGUGAUUCAAAAAACGACGAAAUACAAGUUUUACCAGAAAAAACUGAAAAACGAUCAUUUUUUAAUAACAAUCUUCCUAGUCCAUCUCGACCAGUUCGAUUCUUAUUAAGUAGAAGACAAGCAUCAAGAACAAAGAGUACUGUUGGCCUUGUUCACGAAGUGGAUACUGUCGAGGAACCAGAAGCAACAGAACAUGCUCCUCUAACAACUUAUGGUUAUUUAGAACAUAUACAAUCUUUUAAACCUUUGAUGACACCUGAUGACAAAAAACUUCCAAAAAAAGUGAGAGAAUUUUAUAAAGACCAACUAAAAUUAAUAACAUCAAUCGAAGAUGUUCUUGUACCAAAAAGUGACGAAGAAGAAGGCGAAGGAACAGAUUCUCCGAAAAAUCAUCAGCGUAGUAUCAAGAUAAUGACGAUGGUUCUUCUUAUUCUCAAAAUCGUUGGUGCAGUAGUGUCAAGAUCACUAUCAGUCAUUUCUUCUGUUGUUGAUAGUGCUGUUGAUCUUUUAACCAGUCUUAUCCUUAUCUGGACAGCUCGAAAAAUAAAACAUCGAGAUUCUUAUAAAUACCCUGGAGGACGAACACGUCUUGAACCAAUUGCUAUUGUUAUUUUAUCGGUAAUUAUGUGUUCAGCUAGUGUACAGGUCAUCUUUGAAAGCGGUGAAACAUUAGACCAAGAUAUUGAAUACUUUACACAUAAGAAUGGUAGUAAUACAUCAUCGUACUCAUUGCCUCAUAUUGAUAUGAGUAUUGUACCUAUUGUAUCUAUGGCUGUUACUAUUGUAACUAAAGCAGUUUUAUUCGUGUUAUGUUAUCGAAUUAAAGAUCCAUCAAUGUAUGCUCUUGCUGAAGAUCAUCGAAAUGAUGUGGCAUCUAAUAUUGUGGCUCUUGCUUGUGGACUUUUGGCUUACAAUGCUUUACAAGGUAAAAUCAAACAAGAAGUAAUCGUAGUCGAUCCAGUUGGAGCAAUCGUUAUUUCAGUAUAUAUCAUCAUUGCUUGGAUCUUACAAGCAAAUACACAAGUACGUAAUUUGACAGGACUUGCGGCUGAGCCUAAUGUUCUUCAACGAUUUACUCAUAUCAUAUAUAAUUAUCGUCCUGACGUGGUUACAAAAAUUGAUUCUGUUCAAGCUUCUCAUUAUGGAACAAAUUAUUUUAUUGAAGUUGAUGUCGGUUUACGAGGUUCAAUGCCCCUUACUGAAGCUCAUGAUAUCGGUGGAGGCUUACAAACUCAACUGGAAAGUAUUGAUGAUAUAGAACGAGCUUUUGUUCAUCUUGAUUACGAAUUUACACACAUGCCAGCUGUUGAACAUAAAGAUGUUUAA